CGCUCCUGUCAGCUUGUCGUCGAAGCCUUCCUAACUUCACACGUUUCAGAAUGGUUCGCCCCACUUGCCUGCUGAUCUGCUGCCUCCUUGGAGCGCUGAUGCUGGUGGUACCUGCAGCUUCCUACCCCAGGUAUUUGAACGACUACUACCGCCCCGACAUCUCGGAAGACCCCGAAGAGAUAAUGGACAUGCUGAACCGCCUCGGAAGCCUCAUCCAACUGCAGCGCCAAAUGGACUCCUACAAAGAUGGUAUUACUAGCGAGAAGCGUGCUCUUGACCUUGGCCUGACCCGUGGUUACUCUGGCGCUCUUCAAGCCAAGCACCUGAUGGGCAUUGCUGCAGCCAACUACGCUGGAGGCCCCGGCAGGAGGCGCCGUGACGCACACUAAACACAUACGCUAAUCACUUCCGUCUUAACUGUUUAGCUGUAAUACAUUCUCUAGGAGGCUUGUCUAGUCACUUGUCAACUUUAAAUUUUUAAUAAUUACAAAA
Papilio xuthus (Asian swallowtail) is the source of this 492-nucleotide messenger RNA. It is a transcript of the gene Dh31, whose product is annotated as diuretic hormone class 2. NCBI's taxonomy places the organism in Eukaryota, Metazoa, Arthropoda, Insecta, Lepidoptera, Papilionidae. The transcript has 5 exons. Gene Ontology annotation, molecular function: diuretic hormone activity; G protein-coupled receptor binding. The record is from RefSeq and is a predicted model, not a curated record. The coding region runs from base 51 to 389 and encodes 112 amino acids. Gene Ontology annotation, biological process: body fluid secretion.